GUUCAAUCGCAAUUCCAUCUCUCUUGUCUUAGACAUCACGGGGGGCGGGGGGGGGACCAAGGAGAAGGAAACGAUACUCUGAGGGGAGAAAAUUGAGUGGUGUUACUCCAAGGGGAACAAAUUCCCAGAAGCAGAGCAAUUGUGGUACAUCAUUCCAACUUUGGGUAGUUUUGGUGCAUGAGAUUUUGCUCUGAGCAUUCCUAUUCUAUCAAGAGUACAGGAGAAGAAUUUGUAAAACACCCGUGAAGCAAGUUACUUGUCUUCAUCAUGGCCUUUCCAGAGCCAAAACCUAAGAAGCCUGAGCUGCCAAAGAAGCUGCUGAGCACCCUGGAAUGUAAACAGGGAGCUGUCAGGGCAGUGAGAUUCAAUGUGGAUGGAAAUUAUUGCCUUACCUGUGGCAGUGACAAGUCACUCAAGCUCUGGAACCCCUACAAAGGAACACUUCUCAAGACUUACAGUGGCCAUGGCUAUGAAGUCUUGGAUGCAGCAGGGUCAUUUGAUAACAGUCAACUUUGUUCAUGUGGCGCAGACAAGACAGUGGUGCUGUGGGAUGUUGCCACAGGGCAGGUGAUUCGCAAAUUCCGUGGCCAUGCAGGGAAGGUAAACUGUGUCCAGUUCAAUGAAGAGGCAACCGUGAUCCUUUCAGGUUCUAUUGACUCCAGUGUCCGCUGCUGGGACUGUCGCUCACGCAGACAAGAUCCAAUACAAAUUCUAGAUGAAGCCAAAGAUAGUGUCUCCAGUGUGAAGGUGUCAGACCAUGAAAUCCUUACAGGUUCUGUGGAUGGCCGUGUCCGGCGCUAUGACCUCUGUGCUGGGGAGCUGUACUCAGAUUACAUUGGAAGUCCCAUCACCUGCGUGUGUUUCAGCAAAGAUGGGCAAUGCACACUGACUGCUAGCUUGGAUUCUACGCUGCGAUUGUUGGACAAGGAUACCGGGGAGCUGCUGGGAGAGUAUACAGGCCACAAAAACGUAACCUACAAGAUGGAUUGCUGCCUAAGUGAGCGAGACACACAUGUUGGGAGCUGCUCGGAGGAUGGGAAGGUGUAUUUCUGGGACCUGGUAGAGGGAUCCCUUACCUUGACCUUGCCCAUCAGCAAUGCUGCAGUCCAGUCUCUGUCCUUCCACCCAACCGAGACGUGCCUGCUUACUGCUGCAGAGGGCCUUGUCCAGCUCUGGAGGGAAGACUCUUAUGUGGCUGAGGAAGGGGCACCUGCCUGACUGUCAUUGCCCCGGUCCCCACAGAGAACCACAGAUGGAAACUCUGGCAUUCCUGCCUUCAGAAAUGCACAGAGCCAUGCACACUGCCUUCCGGUAGGAGUGUUACGUUGGGCUGGGGAUAAGCAUCACUGGCACUUUGCAUCUUCCGAAGGGUCAGCCUGGUUAUCAGAAAAGUCUCUGGAAGUUCCCUGAGCUAGUAGAAUCUGAAGGCUUCCUAGCCCUUUGGGAUGCACUCUAUGGGUCAGUUCUAUGUGCUGCCAACACUGAUUUAAGUAAAGCAUGUACGUUCUCUUAUUGUACACGUCUUUGCUGUAUAUGAGCUCCAGGCAUGCAAGAGAGUACAUACAGUGGUUUUAAGUGUGUGCAAGUACUACUGUGAACAGUCCAGGAAUGCAAAGGGUCAUCAUGCGAAAACAAGGUAGCCUCAAAAGGAAACACAUGGAGGAAACACAUUUUCUGUUCUCUGGGCCCUUGAUGCUGAGCUGGUUCCCGAGAAUGAGGUAACAAGAAAGGAAACUUUGUCUUUCUGUAUGAGUACGUGAAACUGCUCAGAUCAGCUUAUUGAGCUCAUCCAUUUUAUGUGUAUGUAACCUUGCAUAAUAACAAAAAGAUGUCCUGUUUAUGUCUCA
This is a messenger RNA of Varanus komodoensis (Komodo dragon), 1847 nucleotides long. It is a transcript of the gene WDR83, whose product is annotated as WD repeat domain 83. Lineage: Eukaryota; Metazoa; Chordata; Lepidosauria; Squamata; Varanidae. Gene Ontology annotation, biological process: mRNA splicing, via spliceosome. Gene Ontology annotation, molecular function: protein binding. The record is from RefSeq and is a predicted model, not a curated record. The transcript is spliced from 10 exons. Gene Ontology annotation, cellular component: catalytic step 2 spliceosome. Bases 268 to 1218 code for a protein of 316 amino acids.